Messenger RNA from Paramecium pentaurelia, 2368 nucleotides. NCBI's taxonomy places the organism in Eukaryota, Ciliophora, Oligohymenophorea, Peniculida, Parameciidae. The record is from the annotation of a GenBank genome assembly.
AUGUUCCCCUCCCUUAAUUCAAUCAAGAAACCAAAAAAGAGUUUCAAUCUAUUACAUCUUGAGACACAAGAGUAAUAUUUUCUCUCUCUCAAAGUGGCACUAAUACCAAGUGCAAAAAGUGAUGAGUAACAUAUUUUUAUAUUCAAUCUAAAUUCAGAAUUCGAGGAAAAUUGCAUCUAUGUUCUCGUUCAUUAGUUUUUGAGCCUAAAUCAUCAUAGUUGCCCCUUAUGAAAAUGAAAUACAGCAAUGGACUCUUUAUGAAAGUACUCAAAAAUUUCGAACCAAAAUCACUUAGUCUUCUACUGAGUAUUCGUUGGGGUUAUCAAUUAUUGCAAGAGGAUAUUGAUCAACUCGAUUUAGCAUCAAUUUUAAAUUAAUAAAAAGGAGAAUAAGUUUCUACUAUUAUUGAUUACUAAAUUAGAAAUCGAAUGAACUUUUAGAAAAGCUUUACAAUAGAUAACGAAAGAACAUGAUAUAAUUAGCAUGCAAUUGCUUCUUCAUUAAGGUCGAUAAAUUGUUUAUUGUGAAUCGUAAUCCAAUAAGUCCAUACAUCACUGAAAUUGUAUAAAUACUUAAUUCUCUGUUUAGUGCGAUGACAACAUUGUGUUCACCAUAUCCAAAUCUAAUUCUAAAUAAAUUCUUAUACGCUUUCUUAAAUUAUACUAAGGAAUUAAUUAAGCUGAAGAUGAAUUUACAUUCAUUAAUCAAACUAUCUAACAAACAUUAAAUGACAGUCUUCUUGAACAUAAAUCAAAUUUAGGAUCUGAAGGUCAUAAAAUAGAAUUUGUCUAUAAAGGUAUAUUCAAAUUAUAUUUUAGUAAAACUAAUCAAACCUGAAGGAGUAAUCUUUGGAUUGUUUAGUAUAUAAAAAGAAGAAAUCCUAUAAUUUAUUCCAUUAAUUAAUUCACCCUAAGGUAAAAUCAUGUAAUUUAUGUUUACUGACAUUAAAUAUUUCCUAAAAUAUAGAUAUAUGUUCAAAAAUAAUGGAAUUGAAUUCUGGAUGUAUAAUAAAAAGAGAUCCUAUCUUUUUGUCUUUGAUGAUUCAAAUACUUAAGAAUCUGUGUUCAAAUACUUUUAAAAAAAAGCAUCUAAACAUUGUCUAUCAGCUUUGACUAAAGAAAAAAUUAGUUAGGAAUGGAUAAAUGGUAAUAUGUCUAAUUUUGAUUAUUUGAUGGCCUUAAAUACUCUUGCCAAUAGAAGCUUCAAUGAUCUAUCUGCAUAUCCUGUAUUCCCAUGGAUCAUUGCUGAAUAUAAUGAAAAAGACUUUAAUAUCAAUUAACCCACUUUCUUUAGAGAUUUAUCUAAACCUAUGGGUGCACUCAAUAAACAUAGACUCUAAAAAUAUAAAGUAAUCUCUUUUAAUAUAAUCAUAUAGGCAUUCUACAAAGAUUAAUUAAAAGAUAAAUAAUAGGAUCCUAAACCUUAUUUAUAUCCUACACAUUAUUCAAGUCCUGGAACUGUUGUAUAUUAUAUGAUAAGAAAAAUUCCUGAAUUUGUAAUUAAAUUAUAAAAUGGUGUCUUUGGACCAACAGAUAGAAUAUUUAGAGGUAUUGAUUCUACUUGGUUUACUACUCUCAAUCUUCAUGCUGAUUCAAAAGAACUUAUACCAGAGUAUUUAUUUAUAAAGAUAUAUUUAAUUAGAUUUUAUGGAUUAGAUAGUGAUUUUUUAGUUAAUUGUGACAAAUUAGAAUUAGGAAUAACAUAAGAUGGAGAAGUAAUUGAUGAUGCAGUUAUACCUGCUUGGGCUGAAAAUGCUGUAGAUUUCUUAGCCAAAAUGAGAAUUGCUUUAGAAAGUCCUUAUGUUUAAGUUAAUCUUCCUUAAUGGAUUGAUUUAAUUUUUGGUAGUAAAUCUUCUGGAAAUGAAGCAUUAUUAAAUGAUAAUUUAUUUUAUCCUUAUACUUAUGCAGAAAAUGUAAAUUGGGAUAAAUGUAAAACUGAUAUUGAAAGAUAAGCAUUAGAAAUCUAAGUAACUGAAUUUGGUUAAGUACCUUUACAAUUAUUUUAAACAGCUCAUCCUUAAAGAAAAUUGAAAAUUUAAGGUAAUAUGAAAUAAUUAGAAGAUGAAAAGAAAGAACUUAAAUAAUUAAAUUAAACUUUAUAAAAUUAAAUUCAAAAAUUAACUUAAUAAAUCUAAUAGACUUAAGAUAAAGAAGUAGUUACAUAAUUGUAAACUCAAUUGGCUGCAUUAUAAUGGGAAAAUGAAAAACUCAAAUUCAAUCUUGAAACUUUUAAAUAAGAAGUUAUGGCAAAUAAAGAGAUUAUAUAAACAUUUAAUUCACAAUUUGAUUAAGAAGAAUUUGAUAAAAAUGGUUUCGAUUUUCUAAAUGAUGAUAGUCUCUUGGAUAGUUCAAAAAAAGCCAAUUAAUGA